AUGAAUGAUGAUGAUGAUGAUGAUGAUGAUGAUGAUGAUGAUGAUGAUGAUGAUGAUGAUGAUGAUGAUGAUGAUGAUGAUGAUGAUGAUGAUGAUGAUGAUGAUGAUGAUGAUGAUGAUGAUGAUGAUGAUGAUGAUGAUGAUGAUGAUGAUGAUGAUGAUGAUGAUGAUGAUGAUGAUGAUGAUGAUGAUGAUGAUGAUGAUGAUGAUGAUGAUGAUGAUGAUGAUGAUGAUGAUGAUGAUGAUGAUGAUGAUGAUGAUGAUGAUGAUGAUGAUGAUGAUGAUGAUGAUGAUGAUGAUGAUGAUGAUGAUGAUGAUGAUGAUGAUGAUGAUGAUGAUGAUGAUGAUGAUGAUGAUGAUGAUGAUGAUGAUGAUGAUGAUGAUGAUGAUGAUGAUGAUGAUGAUGAUGAUGAUGAUGAUGAUGAUGAUGAUGAUGAUGAUGAUGAUGAUGAUGAUGAUGAUGAUGAUGAUGAUGAUGAUGAUGAUGAUGAUGAUGAUGAUGAUGAUGAUGAUGAUGAUGAUGAUGAUGAUGAUGAUGAUGAUGAUGAUGAUGAUGAUGAUGAUGAUGAUGAUGAUGAUGAUGAUGAUGAUGAUGAUGAUGAUGAUGAUGAUGAUGAUGAUGAUGAUGAUGAUGAUGAUGAUGAUGAUGAUGAUGAUGAUGAUGAUGAUGAUGAUGAUGAUGAUGAUGAUGAUGAUGAUGAUGAUGAUGAUGAUGAUGAUGAUGAUGAUGAUGAUGAUGAUGAUGAUGAUGAUGAUGAUGAUGAUGAUGAUGAAUCAUCAUCAUCAUCAUCAUCAUCAUCAUCAUCAUCUUCAUCAUCAUAA
Dicrocoelium dendriticum is the source of this 822-nucleotide messenger RNA. NCBI's taxonomy places the organism in Eukaryota, Metazoa, Platyhelminthes, Trematoda, Plagiorchiida, Dicrocoeliidae. The record is from the annotation of a GenBank genome assembly.